Molecule: messenger RNA, 2276 nt
Organism: Selaginella moellendorffii
Lineage: Eukaryota; Viridiplantae; Streptophyta; Lycopodiopsida; Selaginellales; Selaginellaceae
Product: GTPase Der
Exons: 12
Coding region: 1-1863 (620 amino acids)
Cellular component (GO): chloroplast
Molecular function (GO): GTP binding
Source: RefSeq, a predicted model, not a curated record
AUGGAGCGACUGUGCGUGGCAACGGGGCCUGUUCUAUCCAGUGCGCGAGGCGCCAGAUUUCUUCCCUCGAGGACGAGUAGAGGUGUGAUUCCGGGUGUAGCGUGUAAAUCUAGGCAGGCGAGGUGUCUCUCGGCCGCUGGCGAUGAGCAGGGGCAAAAUGCGGGAUCUUCUCGGCGGCAGAGCGCUGCGCUCGAUCAAUCUGAUGAAGACGAUGUGGAUGGUGCGACACUGACUGAGGCCGAUUUCGAGGAUUUCACUAUCGAGGGCGAGGAGGAAGAGGAAGAGGAGGAAGAUUUCUUUGGAGAGGAGGAGUCUCGAGCUGACAUCGGUGGCACGCCCCAAGCACAAGGCAAAGGCAGGCGUAGGAGGCGGGACCGUGUCAAGGGACCUGAGGUACCAAGUCAUCUACUUCCGAAGGUAGCCAUAGUUGGAAGGCCCAAUGUCGGAAAGUCUGCUCUUUUCAACAGAAUUGUUGGUAGAAACAUGGCUAUUGUGCACGAUGAGCCCGGCGUCACUAGAGACCGUUUAUAUGGCAGAGUUCGUGGCUCUGUCCAGGAGUUUAUGCUGAUAGACACUGGUGGUGUAUUGACAAUUCCAACGAGUGCAGAGAGCGGUUUAGCUGGUGGUUCUGUUGCCGCUGCUCAAGCGAAGAAGGAUGCAGCAGUUGCUGGCCUUCCAUCCAUGAUUGAGCAGCAGGCUGCAUCAGCUGUCGAAGAAGCUUGCGCACUUGUGUUUGUGGUGGACGGCCAGGCAGGACUUACGUCGGCUGAUAUCGAAAUUGGAAACUGGCUCAGACGCAAGUUCAAACACAAGAAGAUCGCUCUCGCCGUGAAUAAAUGCGAAUCUCCAAAGAAAGGACUCUUGCAGGCGGCAGAGUUUUGGUCUCUCGGGUUCACACCUGUUCCUGUGUCGGCUAUUUCCGGUUCUGGUGUCCCGGAUUUACUCGAGGAUGUGACUUCCGCAAUCAAGGAGAAACAGGAUGAGUUAGAAGCGAGCGAAGGCGACCGGCCUUUAUCUGUGGCAAUUAUUGGGAGGCCAAAUGUUGGCAAGAGCAGCAUUUUGAAUGCAAUAGUCGGGAAGGAAAGAACGAUAGUCAGUCCCGUGAGUGGAACCACUCGAGACGCAAUCGAUACAGAAGUAGCUGGACCCGAGGGGAAGGUCUUUAGACUGAUAGACACGGCUGGAAUCAGAAAGCGAGCAGCUAUUGCCUCUGGCGGUAGCAAGACAGAAUCUUUGUGUGUCCAGAGCGCCCUCAGAGCGAUCCGACGUGCAGAUGUUGUUGCUUUGGUCAUUGAAGCGAUGACUUGCGCAACAGAACAGGACUAUCGGCUCGGUGAGAGGAUAGAAAAAGAUGGGAAGGCCUGCAUCAUUGUCGUGAAUAAGUGGGAUACCGUUCCGGAUAAGAAUGCGGAAUCUACUUACUGGUACGAUAUGGAUGUCCGUGAGAAACUCCGUGUGCUGAAGUGGGCACCGAUUGUUUACACCUCAGCGACAAGCGGACAACGAGUCCAAAAGAUUCUGGCGACAGCUUUGAGUGCUGGUCAGGAAAGGGAGCGCCGGAUCAGCACAGCGAUUCUUAAUCAAGUUGUCCAGGACGCGAUCAACAUGAAGCAGCCACCUACAACUAGAGGUGGCAGGAAAGGUCGCCUAUAUUUUUGCACGCAGGCAACCACACGCCCCCCGACAUUUGUCUUCUUUGUCAACGAUGAGAAGCUUUUCCCGGAUGACUACAAGAGGUACAUGGAAAAGCAGCUGCGCCAGAAUAUCGGCUUCCCUGGCACGCCGAUUCGCCUGUUCUGGCGGAGCAAAAGGCUUGCACGUCCGGGCUCCAAGCAAAGCACGCAGGAGCUCGCCAGCGUUUAAGUCUACUCUCUCGAGGCGCUUGGAAGGUGUCAAGUCGCUAGCAGCCGCCACCAAACGGCUGUAAGAGUGUGGACAAAGGCUCCACCAAAAUGGACAAGGAUGGGUUGCUGCGAGAGGGAGGAGCUACAUAUAUUCUCUUCUAGGUUUUUCUAGCUACACCAACAACAGAGCAACCACCAAAGUGCACAGGGUAUGAUUUGAGGCAUUAAAUUUUCUUAUAGAGCUUUGCGCUACUGUUUCGAGACAAGGCUUUGUUUCCAGAUUGAUCGCUCUAAGAUCUAAGAUGGAAAUCUAUCCAUGGAUCGAUCUAAGAUAAUCGCGCAAACAAAAAGAACAGGAAAGGCCUAGAUUUUCUCAUUGUGUAUGGCAAUGUUCUGUAAACACGUGUCAUGCAAGCGUUUGCUCGUGGGCCA